Molecule: messenger RNA, 624 nt
Organism: Trematosphaeria pertusa
Lineage: Eukaryota; Fungi; Ascomycota; Dothideomycetes; Pleosporales; Trematosphaeriaceae
Exons: 2
Coding region: 1-624 (207 amino acids)
Source: RefSeq, a predicted model, not a curated record
AUGACCGAGAUUCGGAAGGGGACUUUACACUGCAACUUCUCCCCACCAUCGUCGUCCUCCGCCAGCCACCGAAGUUCCUUUCUCGCCGUUCAUUUCGCAGCUUUGCCGCCACAACUAGCUCCACCAUCCCACCUGCGCAUGACAAUCCAAUAUUUCGGCUUCCCUCUCCUCAGGAAAAAUUCAAGCUCUGCGCUCCCAUACCCUUCACCACCAGCUAAGCACCAAGGCCCAGAUAUUAACAAGGGGCAAUUCAUCUGCCUAAAUGAAGUUUUUGCGCCUAUCCCUGCGUUAAGAACUUUACCCAUAUCAUCCGCGGGCUCUCAGACGUCACGCGCAUACGCGAGGGACCUCGGGAGGAUGAGCUCGCCAACCCUACCCGCACCUUUUCGCUCCAGCGAACAUGCCAAAGGCCGGGCCAUUGUGCGAACUUCGCCUGACACCUUGGGCCUGGCUUGCGGGCGAUCAGGUAACAGUUACGGUAGCGGUAGCGUCGGAGCAGAGUGCGGAGCGGGCAGCUACGGCACUGGCGAGGCGAGAGCGAAAUUGUCCUAUCGAGGACCCCGAGCUAUAGACGCGUUGCCGUGGAGAAGAAGUUCGUUCCGCCCCGUUGCAAUCGUGCUAUAG